GGAGGAGGCAGGUUGGGAAGCAGGUAGGGGGGAGGGAGAUGGAGCUACACAACAUACAGUGGAUGGGAGAGAAUGUGAAAGGGAAAUUUGACGGGGAAUGAGUAGGAAGAAAGGAUCGGGCAGAAUCAAAACUGGAGAGGAGAAGUGAGAUGUUCCAAGUUGCCCGAUGAGUAAGGACCUCCUGUUGGCUGAUAUGGGAGGGCCACCAAGUCUUGGAAGAGCUGUUCCUUGUGGAUCAAGUCCCAUCACCUCAUAGUCAAGCUGUAGUUAGUCCAUGUCGCUGAAGAUUGCGUGGUAAACCUGAAUUUGGUCGGAAACACACCAAACUCACUCUUUAGAAUGAUGUCUUGGUUCUGUCUCGCCUUCUUCGUCAAACUGCUUCUCGUCACUUACUGGGCGCCCCUGGUGGUUCGUUGCCAGAAUGACACAGAGCCAAUCGUGUUGGAAGGGAAAUGUCUGGUGGUGUGCGAUUCCACCCCCUCUGCCGAGCCAUCGGGAAAUGCCCUAGGAAUGUCUGUGAGGUCGGGAACUGGCCGGGUGGCAUUCUCGGCCAUUCGCAACACCAACCACGAACCCUCCGAAAUGAGCAACCGCACCAUGACCAUCUACUUUGACCAGAUAUUAGUAAAUAUCGGCAGCCAUUUUGAUCCUGCCAGGAGCAUAUUUGUGGCUCCCAAAAAGGGGGUCUACAGUUUCAGCUUCCAUGUGGUCAAAGUUUACAACAGGCAGACUAUCCAAGUGAGUUUGGUUCUCAACGGCUGGCCUGUGAUCUCGGCUUUCGCCGGCGACCAGGACGUGACCAGGGAAGCUGCCACCAAUGCCGGCCUGGUGAUGAUGGAGAGGGGUGACAAGACGUACCUCAAACUGGAGAGGGGGAACCUGAUGGGAGGGUGGAAGUAUUCUACGUUCUCUGGCUUUCUGGUGUUCCCCUUGUAAGAGUGCAGAGGUUCGUGGAGAGACCUUGGGUGCUAAGGGCGCUAAGGGGUCAAUGGUUCAAUUGCACUUGCACCAAAUAAUCUUGAAUGUAUUUUCCAUUUCUUUUGCACUUUCAAUGACUAACUUAAUGUCCAUGCUUGCUCACACCAUUGAUAUUUUCUUAAAUGCAUGAGGUAAUCUAUGCUCUCUGUCUUUAGCUAGCUAUAGCUAAUCUGUCUAUAAUACAUUAGGUUUAGGUAAUCUAUAAAACCAUAAUUAUUACUUAUCUCUAUUUUAAGCUGUCUUUGCCAUCUAGAAAAUUUAAAGUACAUAGCUAUAUUAAUGUGAUGUCUUGUCGUCUGUUGCAUUGUGUUUCUUGCAUAUCUCUUGCAUUAUUACACAUUGAAUACUGUUUUCCUGUUUGUCUAUUUGAUCUUAUGAACAUUUAACUAUUCAGGUAGAUAAAGUUUACCAUCUCUGACAACUUUCCUUGUGCUAAUGCUGCUCAUGUGUGACCUCCAAACCACCUCAAGCACACCUGCCAUCAAUCAGUCCAUGCAAACAGAUGGCUGCACUGAAAAUAGGGGGUGCCACAGCAGUCUGUUAUAACAAAUACAUCCUGUGCAAAGGCGAGGACCCAUUAAAACCCUCGCUGGCGUGCUUCAUUGAAAGCUAUUGAAUGGCAUUUACUUUAGACGUACUAUUGCUCAAACACGGAAGCAUAAAUGCAUAAGGUUUUGUCAUCCACAUGGUAGCUCUCUGCUGAGCAUCCGGUGGCAGAUGGAGGAUCAGCGGUAAAGCAAGGGGUCCGAUGCCAAAAACCUGCUGGGUCCACUCUGGACCGUCACAAACGGUUGGUCUCAGCAUCCCUGCGCACAGCAGAGGCCUGUGUUAGCACUUUGGAAAUGUGUGUCUGGGCUACAAAUAAAACUGAUAUUUAAAGCAAACACUAACAUAAAUUGCCAACUAUAAUAUGAUCACAUGCACAUGUUGUAUAUGUAUUUCUUUUUGAAUACUGCCAACUUCUUGCAUAAUGUUGUUGUUGGCAGUGGCGCAAAAAUGGGUAUGAACUAUAAGCAUUAUUCUCCUGUUUGUGAUUAAGUCUUUUUUACACACUUGAUUCUAAAACUAUGUUGAAACUAUGUUCCUCUUAUUCGUAUUCUUCCAUCCAACCUGCAGACACACGCCCACCCCGUAAGUUAGGCAAAAGUGCUUCUUAAGUUGUGGAUGGGGCAGCACGGUGCUACAGUGGUUAGUGUGUGUGCCUCACAAUACGAAGGUCCUGGGUUCGAUCCUGGGCUCGGGAUCUUUCUGAGUGGAGUUUGCAUGUUCUCCUCCGGGUACUCCGGCUCCCUCCCACCUCCAAAGACAUGCACCAGGGGAUAGGUUGACUGGCAACAUUAAAUUGGCCCUAGUGUGUGAAUGUUGUCUGUCUAUCUGUGUUGGCCCUGCAAUGAGGUGGCGACUUGUCCAGGGUGUACCCCGCCUACCGCCCGAAUGCAGCUGAGAAAGGCUCCAGCACCCCCCGCGACCGCGAAAGGGACUAGCGGUAGAAAAAUGGAUGGAUGAAAGUUGUGAAUGAAGACGGACUGAUUACUAAUGAGGCAGACUUUGCUGUGACACCUUUUUUUCUUGGUUGUGUAAAAAUCAUGGAGCAUGGAUUUUUACACGCGUAACUGUCAUUGAAACACAUGAAAAAUAUAUAUAUUUAAAAAGGCCACAUCAAUCCAGGCCGCUCUACAUUGUAUGUGUUAAAAAAAGUUAAAGUACCAAUGAUUGUCACACAUACACUAGGUGUGAUGAAAUGUGUCCUCUGCAUUUGACCCAUCCCCUUGUUCACCCCCUGGGAGGUGAGUGAGCAGUGAGCAGCAGCGGUGGCCGCGCCCGGGAAUCAUUUUUGGUGAUUUAACCCCCCAAUUCCAACCCUUGAUGCUGAGUGCCAAGCAGGGAGGUAAUGGGUCCCAUUUUUAUAGUCUUGUCAUGGGGUUGUACUGUAGUGAUAUGUACGCUACAACAUUGUCUUCUUCCUCACUGGAUGUAAAUAGUAAUCUGUAGUUCAGUUUCAGUUAUUAUUAUAACCAGCAUGAUGUUAUUUGUGAUGUCAAGAGUUGUUUAGUACAAAUGUUUUGGAAGACGAAACGAGGCAGAGACAGCAGCUUUAUUGUUGUCCAUUCUUAACAUGUACAAGACACAUAAGAACUGAAAUUUCAUUUUCGGCACAGUCCCACUAAGAGCCGAGGAGCUUGAUUGGACAAUCGUAUGUGUGUGCGUGUGAAUAGCGGUACUCAGUUGUAGUACACUUUUUCGCCACCUGUGGCAGUUAUGACAAUUGCUGGGUUGCAUAUGACGUCACAUCCGUUUUUCUUUUUUGUGCCGAAUUUACACGAUGAUCCAGCAGCUUGAGCGUAACAAUAAAACAAGUGAGAGUGAGUGUAGAGUUUGAGCAAGAGUCCCGAAACAAGUGGUUCAUGAUGGUAAUAAAGUCAGGAAAAGACAUGAUGUCCCUCCAAUCUUUUUGAGUGAGUGUCAAAUGAAGUGAGGUCGUAGCGAGCAGUAACCCGCCUAGGUGAUGAUGAAUUGUUUAAAUAUUUCUAAAAAUAUUUUUCUUAAGAGUGUAUAAAUCCGGCCCUGCGAUGAGGUGGCGACUUGUCCAGGGUGUACCCCGCCUUCCGCCCGAAUGCAGCUGAGAUAGGCUCCAGCACCCCCCACAACCCCAAAAGGGACAAGCGGUAGAAAAUGGAUGAAUGGAUGGGUGUAUACAUCCAUUCCAUCCCACUUUUCAUGAUCGCUUAAAUAUUUGCCUCGAAAGCUUUCAAAAUACUGCACUGACGCAGGUAAAUAAACAGUAGACUAAUGGGACUCUAGACCAUCGCCUGAAUCCCGGAAAUGCCUCUAGGUCACCUGAUUGCAACCCAGCAGUCUCAAACAAACAAAAAAAGUCUGUGGCUAAAGUCAUAGAGAAGUUUCUUAAGUGCAAAAAUUAUGACUAAAGUGAUAAAGCUGUAGCUUCAGUUUAGACAGUUUAUUUGGGAAACAUAAAUUACUAUUAAUUAUGAUUUACUUAGUUUAUUUAUUUUGGUACUUUGUAAAAAAAAUAUAUAUAUAUUUUUGUAAUCAAUCUGACCUAAGCCCUGAUAAUAAUAUUUGUGAUUAACAAUGCUUUCAUAUCAUUUGACAAGGUUUAUCCUGUUAAACUGUAAGUAGGUUAGAUAUAAUUAUUGAAUAUUCCUAAAAUUAAGAGUAAGGUGACUAAAUCAGUGUUAAUUUUUGAGUGGGACCCGGGCCCCUCUGUAGUGUAAAAGUUUGGCCCGGAGGUCAAAAGGGUUACGAACUCCUGAGGUGGAUUCUACCUGUGAGCCUGUAAAGAUGUUUUGCUUGAUGGCAGACAUGUUUUUUUAACAAAUUUUGCUAAAAUUUUCAGACACAUAUAACCGCGGGAAAACUCCCAAUAGUUAGUUACGCUGUUUUAAAUUAAAAUUAUCAAAAAACUGUGAUUGAUAACC
Messenger RNA from Entelurus aequoreus (snake pipefish), 4418 nucleotides. Its product is annotated as cerebellin-1. Gene Ontology annotation, molecular function: protein binding. NCBI's taxonomy places the organism in Eukaryota, Metazoa, Chordata, Actinopteri, Syngnathiformes, Syngnathidae. The record is from RefSeq and is a predicted model, not a curated record. The coding region runs from base 340 to 936 and encodes 198 amino acids. The transcript has 4 exons. Gene Ontology annotation, cellular component: synaptic cleft; glutamatergic synapse.